AUGUACGGCGACAAGACGCUACUCAAAAGGUUCCCCCGGGGCGUCGCCUUGGCGCUUGAUUUCGCCGCCGGGAACACUUCCUGUCCGGCGGAAGGACAGCCGCCGCCUCCGCACUACGCCUGCGUCAGCGGCAACAGCUCUUGUGCCAACGCAACAGCAUAUACUCCAGGCUAUGUCUGCAAGUGCUGGGACAAUUACACUGGCAACCCUUACAUCGCUCACGGAUGCCAAGACAUUGAUGAGUGCAAGCUCCUCCAGAAUCCAUGCUCAAAUGGCGGGAUCUGCAAAAACAGGCCCGGAGGCUAUGACUGUCCGUGCAAAUUCGGAAUGAAAGACGACGGCAAAGGGGGAACCUGCACAGAUGUAUUCACUAGAGCAACAGCAAAGGCGACUGUGGGUGCAAUAGGUGGCAUUCUUCUCAUGGUGAUUCUGUGGUUUACUGUUAUUCUUCGCAAAGAGAAAAAGAAGACAAAAGAAUUCUACAAAAAGAACGGCGGCCCAGUAUUAGAGAAAGCAAAAGGAAUUAAAAUUUUCUAA
Molecule: messenger RNA, 537 nt
Organism: Triticum turgidum subsp. durum (durum wheat)
Lineage: Eukaryota; Viridiplantae; Streptophyta; Magnoliopsida; Poales; Poaceae
Source: the annotation of a GenBank genome assembly